CAGCGCUUUGUUUGGACGUGUUUUCUGUAUUGGAUGCGUCCAAAGUUUCUCGCGCAUGUUAUCGCGAAGUGUAAAAUAAAUUUACGAUUGUGUUUUUUUGUGUAUAUAUAUUUUUUAUUAUGUGCUAAUGUGAUUUGUUACAAAAGGUGCUGACCGAAUUGUUUCGCAUUAUCAUCCAUCGAAUUGUGAAGAAUGAGAUAGAGCGGCGCACCGUCGGAUCACGGACGAAAAAUGUGAAAUAAUGUACACACCAACAUCAUUCACAUGAUUUCUAUAAACAAUUUCACACAAGUCCAGAGUACAUUACAAUACGCUCACCUCACUUACAAAAAUGACACGCAAAAUGCCACACUGCCGAAAAUCGAGAUGUCCGAUUAUGAUUACCAAUCGAACGGUACGUACGAGUACUCGAAUAAUACCGAUGGAGCGAUCGGUGUGUCGGGCAUUAAUUUCACGGAAUACACUGAAAUACCGUAUUAUAUAAAGGCAACGUCAAUGACCUUUUGUAUAGCUAUAAUGUGUUUAGGUGUUAUAGGAAAUGUGAUGGUGCCAAUUGUAAUACUGAAGACCAAGGACAUGAGGAACUCUACUAAUAUAUUUCUAGUGAAUUUGAGUAUUGCGGAUUUAAUGGUGUUGCUAGUUUGUACGCCGACCGUGUUGGUUGAAGUGAAUUCGAAGCCGGAAACUUGGGUCCUGGGAAGGGAGUUAUGUUUAGCGGUGCCUUUCGUCGAGCUCACAGUCACCCACGCAUCUGUCCUCACCAUCUUGGCGAUCAGCUUCGAACGGUACUACGCGAUCUGCGAGCCACUGAGAGCUGGUUACGUUUGCACUAAGACAAGAGCCGCCCUCAUCUGUGCACUUGUAUGGUUCUUCGCUGCUUUAUUCACCAGCCCCAUCCUUGCUGUGGCUACCUUCACCCAUGAAGAAUACGAAGACGGCACGCAAGUACCGGUCUGCCUAACGCAAGCCGACACCUUCUGGUCUGCGCUCUUCUUCAUCCUCACCAUAGCAGUCUUCUUCAUUGUACCUCUAGGAGUUCUUCUAGUCCUCUACAGUGUCAUUGCAAAAAAUCUCAUGGAGAACCCCGUCAUAAUAGCGCAGAACACGAAAAACACUAGCAACACCGGCAAUGUAAUUCGAUAUCGAAAACAGGUCAUCCUAAUGUUAGGUACUGUAGUAUUAUCAUUCUUUGUAUGUCUGUUACCAUUUAAAGCGUUAACUUUAUGGAUCAUUGUAUUCCCACCGGAGACAAUAAUGUCAUUAGGUAUAGAUGGUUAUUAUAUACUUUUGUAUUUUUGUAGAGUAAUGCUAUAUUUAAAUUCGGCGAUAAAUCCAAUAUUAUACAAUUUGAUGUCAUCAAAAUUUAGAGAGGGUUUCAUAAAAUUGUUAAAAAUAAAUAAGCUAAUGAGAUGCGGUAGGAAUUUAAGAGUGAACAUGCAAAGGAGAGAUACAUUUAAUACAACCACUUCAACCGGUUUUUCAAGUAGUCAAAACACAUCUGAUUCUUUUUGGAGGAGAUACAGUAAUCGAGCGUCCUCACAAAAAAAUAUAGUUAGUCGCGAAAGUAAGAGAAUAAAAGAGAUGGCAGACACUAAUGUGCAACAAAUGAAAGUUGGCGAAAUAGUUAACGUACAGAACACAAGACGUAAUAGUAUGAAAAUAAUAGCAGCCAUGAACGACGAUAUACAAGUAGAAAUACAUGACCAUCACGAGAAAAAUAUAGAUGAAGCAAUAACUUCCACUGCCACUGAGAACAAUAAGCAAAUACAAAUAUUAAACUUAGAUGUUAAGACUAAUAACGUAUAUUCUAUAACACUAGAUGUAAGCGAUGGGAGUGAAGGUAAAAAUAGAUUUGUAUGUGUACCAGCACUGGAUAACGAGAACAAGAAUAUAUUUGUAUACGACUUUAAGAGCAAGGAAAGUUUUGUGUAAUGAUAUUUACAGUCACAAUAUGGUAAAUUAUUUUGAUUGAUCCUUAUGUUAUAAUUGACCCAGUAUCUGCGGUAGAAUUAGCAUUUCAUACUGGUACAUGGUCUAAAAUUUAUAAUGCUACAUAAAUUUGAUAAAUUUGAUAAAAUAAUUUCCAAAUAAUCUGAAAUAUUUAUUGUUAUGACAAUGUUAUAGAUAAUGAUUUGGUGUUUAAAUUAAUAUAUAAAAAUACAAGAGAACAGAAUGUUAAAGAUGAGUAAGAUGACAUAGAAGUGUUAAAAUAUGUAAUGUCCGUUCACCGCAUAACCAUACCAUAAGGGACCUUGUAGAAGACACAACGUAAUUUUUUCCACACUAUUGGAAAAAAUUAAGGGAUCAGAAAAAAAUGACAAUUUUUUUGAGGUUUUUCAAGUUGCUGUAUUUUCUUUAAAAAUAGUCGUUUAUUUAUUCAAGAUUUCAAAAUCCUUCUUAAUUUCCUUGUGUGAUCAGCGGUUGCCGAGAUAUUGGUGGUUAAAGACAAAAAGAUCCUUUUUCAUUCAAAGUUCGAUAUCUCAGCGAGGAGUGGUCGUAUCAAACUAUGCAAAGAAGCAAACUUUAAAAAUAUGGCAUUUUUUUCUGAUCCCUUAAUUUUUUCCACUAGUGUAUUUUACUGUAAAAAUGGUUGCCGUAGAAAUUAUUUGUACUGUAUAUGCACUGAAUGUGAAUUAAUUGACAUUAAUAUGACAUUAUAACAGAAGAAAUGAAAAAUUAUUAAACACUUAUUAAAUACUAAGGAUAACAAAGAAACUAUACUAUCAAAGAAUUUUUAGUAAAGUCUAAAAUCAUAGUUUAAAGCCCUUCAAGUGAAUUUGGAUUUCUUUGAAAUAUUUAUUUUGGUUACUUUUUAACUUAAUCUUCAGUAAGAGUUAAAUAAAUAAAAUAACUAUUUAAAAUAUUAAAUGUUGAUGGCGUAAACCGUAUAUUUUCUUUGUUGUCUUUAUCUACUAAUAUUAGAUAAAGACAACAAAGAAAAAAAUAAGUAUUUUAUUUUUUCAUUCCUUUAUUUAUUCAUUGUACAAGUAUUCCUAAUUCUACCGAUUGAGAAUAUUAAAAAGCAUUACGGUUUAUAUACAGAAUAACAAAUAAGAAGAAAGAAAUAUUGGCGUGAAUUUACAGGGUACAGAGGAAUAACACCUGAGUCCUCAGGAAUGGCAACGCAUGGGGGGUAACAUGGGCGAAACAGUAUACUCUGUUAUGUCCAUGGUACUGCUCAUGUCUAUAGGCGACGGUUGCCACUUUCCAUCAGGUGGGCCGUUAGCUUGUUUGCCAUUCUAAGUUGUAUAAAAAAAAAAAAACAGACACUAUAUUAUUGUUUAAUGGUUCUAGCAUUUUGCCUGUUAUCCUGCUACUUCGUAUGCCUGGAUUUCAAAAAAAUAAAUCCAUAAAAUAGAUUACUGCUAGAUAGUGUAUCAAGAUAAAACACACACCAGAUUUUAAAUUGCACCUUAAGUAAUACGAUUGUGGAAACCGCAUCCAAUUUCGUGCAAUAGUUUUUGCGUUAUACCGGAACAAACAUAUAGACAGAUUAGAUUUUCUACAAAUUGUUUUGGCUAUUGCUCUUAUUACGACCCUUCAUUAUAAUUUUUCUCAAAUAUCUCCCAUGUACAGACAUCAUAUUGUUAGAAUUUUAUUAUAUUAGUAACAUUACAAAUUGAGUACCUAUAAUCAUAUUGUUUCGAAAAAAAAUUCAUAUAUAUAACCCAAUAAAAUAUGUUCAUUGAAAUAUUAAUGUGGAUUUAUUUAAAUGAACAUAACACUAUUUGCUAUUUUGUAUUCUAGCGAAAGUACAUAUUGCAUCUAACGCUGGGAGUUCAGCGAAAUAAUUUCCCAAGUACAAACAAGUUUGCUUUUCAAGUCGACGACGGUGAAACGAGUUCUGGACAAACUUCGCUAACUUCUGAUUACAGCUGCUACGUUUAUUAAUCAGAUGCCUACGAUUUAGCUUCGUACGAAUAAGAUUUGCAUUUUAUUAAAUUGUCUUUGGUUUAUUUUUUUUUAUUCUUAUUCUUAUUAUUGAUUGACCCACCUUAUCUUUGCACGAUUGUUUUUUUUAAUAAAAUGUACCCCAUAUUAUUUGCUGUUAAUGUAUUAUAGCUUUCAAGAGAGGAAAUUAUUUUAAAAUCAGUUGAGUACUUUUUGAGUUCAUCCAUUAAUAACAAACAUACAAAAAAUAAAAUCUUUUAUCUUUACAAUAUAUAACAGUUCAAAUAUAUUUUGAAAAAAAUAUGCUUAUGGCUAAACCGAUGUGUAUAUUGUUGUUAAAUUUUACCUAUUGCUUAUUGAAUAAAAAGUAACAGAUAAUCAAUAUGGGAACACACAGCCUAGACAAAUAAUCCGCAGAUAUUCAAAUCCAAAUAUUUAUUUAUUUAUUUAUUACAUCAACUGGAUAAGCUUUACAGUCUCCCAAUACGCUCACCCAGGAAAGCAUCAGUACAACAACAUAUAUAUAAAAAAAGAACAAUACAUCUCAGUAAAAAGAAUAAUAUAAAAAAAAAUUAUCUAGAAAUAAUAUUAGAGCCUAAAUCAUUGAAUACAAACACUCUGUGGUCAUCCGACGAAACGCCAGCAAGUUGGAGGCAAUUACGUCCAAUUGCGGAUACCGGCUCAAAAUAUCAUUGUGUUAUAUGGAUUCAAAUAUUCGCGAAACCAGUUGUCGAAAUGUAUUUUUUUUUAUAGUAAUUAAAAAAAAAGCAAAAGCAAUAAUCGAAUUACAUAAAUUGCUUAGCUAACUAAUUUUUACACCGUACUAGCUACUUUAAUUACUUGUUUUUUUUUUUGGAGGGAAACUGCACAUACGCUAUUUUUAUUUACGACAAGAUGGCGGGAAAUUAUUACAUUAUUUCUUUCAUGUGUAAAAAUGAAUACCGCUACGGGAAUAAUAUUAGAUAUUGGAUCAAUUUAAUUACUAGCUACUUUAAUUAUUUGUUUUUUUUUUGGAGGGAAUUUGCACAUACGCCAUUUUUAUUUACGACAAGAUGGCGGGAAGUUAUUAAAUUAUUUCUUUCAUGUGUAAAAACGAAUACCGCUACGGGAAUAAUAUUAGAUAUUGGAUCAAUUUAAUUGAUUCAUUGAAUUAAUUGCAUUUUAUUUUCUCCUUUAAAAGGGACAGUUUCCAAAACUAAAUAGUAGAAGUUUGCCACUAUGAUAAAUACCUAAAAGUCGUGACUGUUAAUAACUUAGCGCGCGAUACAAAACACAGAAAGUUAUAUUUUAUGUAAACUUUUGACAAAGCUUGAUAAAUUGUCAUUUGUAAGGAGUCAACACAUUGCUAUUUUAUGCGCCCCAGUUCAUAGUUAUUGUCAAGAACAGAGAAGUAUUAAAUAUUUAGUAUUAUUUUAUUAAGUUACCUGUUAUUUUUUUCUUUUUUACCACAGAUUUGGUAUUACUAAUAAUAAAUGAAUAAAUAUAUAUAAUGACGCAGUACAUUUAUAUAAAUAGUAAAUUAUUUAAAAAUGUAUUGAUUAAUUAUUAUAUUUAGUUCAGUUACAUUCGAUCAAUGUUUAGAUUUAUCUUAAAACAAAACUGAAAAUUUGUUUCACUGUUGUCUACAACAAAAGUGUUACUCGUAUGCCAGUAUUAUUUAAAAACUUUAAUCUUGCUUUAAACCUAUUUCAAUUAUUGUAAUAAUUCUAUUUGUAUUUGUUUCUUAUAAUGCUGUAUCUUUUUGGAAAAAUAACAAAAUACAAUACAGAUCAUAGAAAAAUAGGUUUAUGGAAGGUUAUAUAGAUUUUUAUAAAUACAUAUAAUACGGUUGUAGAUUUUAAUAUAAAUAUAAAUAGUAUUUAUAUACACGGUGCGAUUAGUCUACUGCCAAGUUAUAUAAAAGUUUAAUAGUUUAACAACAUUCAUAACAAUUUAAUAUAUACUUAUACAUAAUAUACUUAUAAAUAUAAUUAAAAAUGUAUUUCGUUGAACAUAUUUCAGCUAUAUGAAAGAUAUAAAAUAUUUUUUUUAUAUCUAAUAAAAGAAACGGGCGACACGUAAGACAUCGAAACUAUAGUGUGUUUAUUCUUACUCUAAGGAUGACCAUAUGUUUGACUUGAACUCUAGGCAUGGAUAAUAUUGGUACCGCUUCGAUAUAUAUAUAUAUAUAUUGAGUACGUCUGAAUAUUGAAGUCGGAUAAAAACCAGACGCCUAAUUUAAACCAGACCAUUUAAACCAGACGCCUAAUUUAAACCAGACCAUUUAAACCAGAUGCCUAAUUUUGAAUAUAAUGGACAACCAAUAUUUAAUAUAUUUCUUUGGCGCCAACAUACAGAUAUUGUCACAUAUUCACAACACUAUUUAACUCUGCAAUUAAUAUCAGUAUUUAUAUAUAUAUAUAUAUAUAUUUACAAGUAUCCUUUCCAAAUAUCGGGACACUUAUUAAAAAUAUAGGUACCAACUUAAAACCCUGACAUCGAGUCAGUAAUGCGAGUUAUGUAAUUUUAAUUUAUAUUGUACAUUUCUGAAAAAAAAAAGAAUCGAUAAUUUGAUUGAUAAGUUAAUAAUAAUAAUAUUACCAGAGGGAGACUUUGUACAAAAGUCGAUUGCUUGGGUACCUCUGUCCCAUUCGUGUUUCAACCGUGAAGCAGUUGUGUUUGCAUGGCUGUGUUUCGGUUUGAAGGGUGGGAUAUGGCGUGAAUUUAUUGGGUACAGAGGAAUAACACCUGAGUCCUCGGGAAUGGCAACGCAUGGGGGGUAUCGUGGGCGAAACAGUAUACUCUGUUAUGUCCAUGGUACAGCUCAUGUCUAUAGGCGACGGUUACCACUUGCCAUCAGGUGGGCCGUCAGCUUGUUUACCAUUCUAAGUUGUAUAAAAAAAAAUUGAAAUGAUUAUAAAAUAUACCAAUUCAAAAAACAGAGAUGGAUUCAUGAAAGCAAAUAAGUUUACUCACUGUUGUGUUACUGCAAAUAAACCUUUUGAUUGAUUGAAUCGAUAAAUCAAAUGUGAUUGAAUCGAUCAAUCAAAGGGUCGUGAUUGAACGAAUAUGUGUUGAAAUAUGAGAAUAGUUUUUUUAUUUUUUAUAUUAAAUCGAUGUAGUACGUACGUGGGACGUGAAAUCUAGAAUGGCUAGGAAUACUAUAUCGCGAACAAAGCUUGAUCGCCUACGCACUUUGAGAAAUGAGCUCGUAUCUAAUGUUAUUAUUAAAUUGUAUCAACAUUGAAGUUUUAUUAUUUUAUAUUUGAAACCAAUGUUAUUGUACAGACAUCAUUGUGUUGCCAUUUAAUGAAAUACAUGUUUUUAAAAACUUA
This is a messenger RNA of Galleria mellonella (greater wax moth), 7205 nucleotides long. RefSeq names its product growth hormone secretagogue receptor type 1-like (gene Ethr). The record is from RefSeq and is a predicted model, not a curated record. Gene Ontology annotation, cellular component: plasma membrane. NCBI's taxonomy places the organism in Eukaryota, Metazoa, Arthropoda, Insecta, Lepidoptera, Pyralidae. Gene Ontology annotation, molecular function: thyrotropin-releasing hormone receptor activity. Gene Ontology annotation, biological process: G protein-coupled receptor signaling pathway. The transcript is spliced from 4 exons. The coding region runs from base 265 to 1932 and encodes 555 amino acids.